CCUGAAAAUAUUAAUAUUGUUUUGUUUAUUUACCGGUUUGACAGCAACUUAUUUACUAACAAAACGUCAAUGUCAUAACAUCUAGGGAGUUUUGGCCACAUUACGUAAUAUCGCGAUUCGCAUUUUUAGUGCUUCUUUUUCUUUGUAUAUUUUUUUUGAAGUCGUAAAUCGAGUAAAUAUGGUGUAUGUUGCAUUCUGUUGGCAGAGGAUUGUUUUAUUUAAACUUAUUUGGUAAUCGAUUUUUGUGGUUAGUUUGAUUGCCCUCACUGUGUCACUAAAAAUGCCUGUCAAAAAUCUGUCAAUGUCAUUUUUAGCCAACCACUAUUUUGUUGAUAAAGCAACGUUUUUCUCUAAUAUUUUGUGAAAAAAGUGAUGGAAAUGAAAGAAGGGCCCAUUUUAUACGUGGUUGUGGUUGGAUUUCACCAUAAAAAGGGUUGUCAGGUGGAAUUUUCAUUUCCACCUCUAGUUCCAGGCUCCCCGAACGAGUGUCCCCCGGGAUGGAAAUAUCUUCCCACACUUGCUUUACCUGAUGGAUCUCAUAAUUACGAUGAUGAUACAGUCUUCUUCCACUUACCUAGUUUAACUAACCCUAGGCAAACAGUAUUUGGUAUUUCUUGCUUUAGGCAAAUACCAAUAGAGAAAAUAAAAAAUCGCACUUCUGACAUGACUAGAGGAACUAUUCAAAAGUCAGUUUGUGUUCUGAGUAAAAUACCUCUCUACGGACAAAUACAAGUGAAAAUGAGUCUUAUAACGCACGCUUAUUUUGACGAGGGUGAUUUUAGUAAAGUCUCAAUAUUAGAGGACACAUACCACCACUUAAACUCAGUUCUAACUCAAAACGAUUUUCAUCAACAAAUUUUUGUUGGUUUAUCUGCAAGGGAUUUCGUGUUGCAGUGGCGGCACAAAGCCGUGCUUUUAUUCAAAUUGUUGUUACUCGAACGGCGAUUGAUUUUUUACAAGUCGCCGGUUCACCCUCUCUGCUCAACCAUCUUGACUUUAACGUCUCUAUUCCCAGAAAUGAUUGAGAAAGGCAUGGGCCAAUCAGCCUGUAUACGAUUAUCGCGACCAAUGUCACCGAUGCCUGAAUUUUCCGAUAGUGAUAACUCCCAAAGUUCUAGUCCUGUUAAAACUCAGAUUGAAAACAUUGACAAUACUAAUCAAAACAUAAUUAGCGAUGAAGUCAAAACGAAAGAAAUGAAAAUAUUGGAGCACAGAGAAAACGAAGAUAAGAAAGAAGUGAAAGGAAUCACGGAAGUCGGAAUUGAGAUAACUGAGUCAGCACAAGAUAAUGAGGAAAAUUUGAAUGGGAAGAAUAAUAGUUUGCAGAGGGAGCUCAGUUCGGACACGAUCGCCGACUCAGUACACAAUAAUAUGGCAUAUUUAGCACACCUUAGUACUUCUUCCUGUGGUUUUCCUUUGACCAUAUUCACCAAGGGUUUUAUGUGCCUCCCUUAUUUAUCACUGCCAUACUUAGAUUUACUGACUGAUAUUAACGUAAGGGGAUAUGUUGUAGGCGCCACGAAUAUUUUAUUUAAACAAAAAAGUCAACUGUAUGACGUUUUAGUAGAUAUAGAUGCAGGUAGAAUAGAGUGCCAGGACGUGGAAUUGAGAAAGCAGCUACAUUUGACCACAGAAGACUUACGGUUCGCGGAUUAUGUGGUCAAACAUGUCUCUGAAGAAAGACACGACGUGUUUUUGGACGGAGUGGGGUGGGAGGGCGGCGACGAGUGGAUCAGGACGCAAUUUCGAAUAUAUUUACUUUGCCUUAUGCGGACUUCACUCUUACAAGAUGGCAGUAAGGAAAUUGAACAUUUCAACACAAAUUUCGUCUCUUCUUGGAGAGAGACGCACAAUUACAAAAUAUGGUUGAGUGGGAUCAACCCAGGAAUCCUAGACGUAAAUCCCGGUCAUCCCUUUGCCGGGCAGCUUUCAGUGGCUGACAUGAAACUAAGACUGGCGCACACUAUGCAAAGUUCGGAUAGUGGCAGGAAGUUCAAUCAAGCGAUGGUUUCGACGGGGCGAGCCGUGGCGACGACGAGUAAAGCCGUGGGAGGGGCGAUUUCUCAAGCGAAGGGGGUGUUUUCGAACUGGUGGAGUAAUUUAUUAGUGAGCCCUGAACCUGUUCAAAAAGCUUUGGAAGCUUUUCCUGAUAAUACUAUGCAGAUAGAAGAUUCCACAAUUGAUCAAAACAUUCCAAAAAGUAUUAAUAAAAACUUAAGCAAUGGUAAUAUAGACAAAAGUAGUUUUAGUGAGGGAGGGUCUGAGUGUUCCUUGCCAAAUAAUAUCCACCAGCCUGGGGAAGUUCACACUGUUUAAAGAACACAAGCUGGUGGGUUUUAUUUAUUGAUGUUAUUGUUGUGAUCUUUUGUUAUGCUAAAUAAGACUACAAGCGAUUCCCGUAGGGCGACUCAAAACAUUCAAUAGUUUAUAUAAAUACAAAGUAUUUUUAAAAUAUUAUGCAAAUCGUGCAUUGUAGAAUCAAAAUAGAUGAACCGUUAUUGUAAGUACUUAAACUUUUCAUUUUCCUUUUUUUAUUUUUGUAUUUUUCAUUUUAUGAGAAAUUUUAUUUGGCUGUUACGUAAUGUUAAGUUAUACAUAAUAAAUAUUAUUACGAUUUUAA
Zophobas morio is the source of this 2620-nucleotide messenger RNA. RefSeq names its product late secretory pathway protein AVL9 homolog. The record is from RefSeq and is a predicted model, not a curated record. The transcript is spliced from 6 exons. The coding region runs from base 373 to 2316 and encodes 647 amino acids. Gene Ontology annotation, cellular component: cytoplasm. NCBI's taxonomy places the organism in Eukaryota, Metazoa, Arthropoda, Insecta, Coleoptera, Tenebrionidae.